GUCUAACAGACCCUGAAUGGAGUAAGUAGAAGGUAGUUGCGCGGUGUGAGAUCGGAACCGAGCAGUAAUGCGUGUGCGGCGAUUGGCACGUGCAUGGUGCAGGGAUGCCGAUGCGAAGUAGUUGACGCCUGUGUUCGCGAGGUGCGCCUCGCGUCGCCGUAUCGUAUCCAUCAGAUAUUCAGAUUCACAACCCCACGCCGCCUCGCCCUCGCCCACCGCGGCGACACCUACAAAGCCCGCGACGAGGGCCAAUGCCAUUGGCGUGACAAGGCGGGGAGCGCGACGCGACGCGAGGGCGGAGAGAGCGAGGGAGGGGAGAGGAGGAGGAGGAGGUUGAUGGCGUCGCCGGCGGUGGUGGCGUUCGCGGUGGCGGUGGCGGUGGCGGCGCUGGCGGCGUUCUGCGGGACGGACCCGCUGCGGACGGGGAGCAUGGUGGACUUCCCGGGCUUCGUCCCCCACGUCGUCGAGCUCCCCGACGCGUCGGAGAUGCCGCCCCACGCGGACACCCGCGAGCGCCUCCGCGGCGCGGAGAUCCGGUUCCGCGGCGAGGUGCAGGGCCCCGAGAGCGUCGCGUUCGACCCGCUCGGCCGGGGACCCUACACCGGCGUCGCCGACGGCCGCGUCGUGCGCUGGGACGGCGCCCGCUGGGUCUACUUCGCGCACUCCUCCCCGAACUGGACCGCCGAGCUCUGCGGCCACAAGGCGUCGCCGCUCGACUACCUCAAGGACGAGCACAUCUGCGGCCGCGCGCUCGGCCUCCGAUUCGACCGGAGGACGGGGGACCUCUACAUCGCCGACGCCUACUUCGGCCUCCUCAAGGUCGGCCCCGACGGCGGCCUCGCCACCCCGCUCGCCACCGAGGCCGAGGGCGUUCGCUUCAACUUCACCAACGACCUCGACCUCGACGACGACGGCAACGUCUACUUCACUGACAGCAGCAUCCACUACCAGAGACGGCAUUUCAUGCAAUUGGUUUUCUCUGGAGAUCCCUCAGGGAGGCUUCUGAAAUACGACCCGAACACAAAGAAAGCAACAGUUCUCCACCGCAACAUUCAGUUUCCGAAUGGGGUGUCCAUGAGCAAGGAUGGCUUGUUCUUCGUCUUCUGCGAAGGAUCCCGUGGCAGAUUGAGCCGAUACUGGCUGAAAGGGGAGAAGGCUGGAACCGUGGAUCUUUUCGCCAUCCUGCCUGGGUUUCCAGACAAUGUGAGGACCAACGACAAGGGUGAAUUCUGGGUAGCAAUCCAUUGCAGGCGCAGCAUAUACGCCCGAAUGGUCAGUCGCAAUGUCAGGCUGAGGAAGUUCUUGCUCAGCCUCCCAAUCCCUGCCAAGUACCACUACCUGAUGCAGAUCGGCGGCAAGCUCCACGCUCUGAUCAUCAAGUACAACCCCGAAGGCGAGGUGCUUGACAUCUUGGAGGAUACCACAGGGCAGGUGGUAAGAGCCGUUAGUGAAGUUGAGGAGAAGGAUGGGAAGCUCUGGAUAGGAUCCGUUCUGAUGCCCUUCAUUGCCGUCUUCGAUUACGCCAAUGCAUCUUAGCAAACUUUAUGCCUGGAUACAAGGGUUAAAAUGUGGAAUCCCAGAAUGACGUUUGCACACCAUUUACCACUAUCCCGGGUGACAUUUCAUAAAUGCCGCUUUCAAGUAACAACCUAAGUUGUUUCAUGUUUCAGUUUUUUCGAAGCAGAUGUAGCUUGCUUACAUUUUUAGUUCAUUUUCACAGUCCAUGACUCCAUGUUCGUUUGGUGCCUUCUUAUUGCGCUCGAUAAUAAUUUGUGAAAUUGCCGGAUUCUCUGAUCCGGUGCAGUCUGUUCACUGUUGGAUCCUAUUGGGCCGGUACAAGCCACUUGUCUCUGA
Messenger RNA from Oryza sativa Japonica Group (Japanese rice), 1854 nucleotides. RefSeq names its product protein STRICTOSIDINE SYNTHASE-LIKE 3. Gene Ontology annotation, cellular component: endomembrane system. The record is from RefSeq and is a predicted model, not a curated record. Gene Ontology annotation, molecular function: strictosidine synthase activity; hydrolase activity. NCBI's taxonomy places the organism in Eukaryota, Viridiplantae, Streptophyta, Magnoliopsida, Poales, Poaceae. Gene Ontology annotation, biological process: biosynthetic process.